Adineta steineri is the source of this 939-nucleotide messenger RNA. Lineage: Eukaryota; Metazoa; Rotifera; Eurotatoria; Adinetida; Adinetidae. The record is from the annotation of a GenBank genome assembly.
AUGGAAUUAACCAAUUUAAAAAAGAAAACAGAUAAAGCUAUUGCUGAUCCAGUUGCACGAAAUGAAGCACGACGUUAUUCAUUACCAACACGUCUUGCCUUUUUACCUGAUAAAACUAUUGGUGAAUUAUGGUAUUUUCGACUUUUAACAUGGAUUUAUUAUUAUAUAUUUAUUUGCUUUCAUGAUUUUGAAAUUAUUGGUAUGGAUAAAAUAGAUCCGAAACAAAGUUGUCUUUUUAUCUCUCGACAUUCAACACAUAAUGCAGAAAUUACAGGUAUUAUUGUAUGUUCAUAUUAUGAAACAGGCAGAGUUAUUCGAUCAUUGAUCCAUCGACAAUUGAUUCCAUUCUUUCCAGUACUUCGAUUAUUGGGUUGUGUACCAGGUCAACGAGAUACUGCAAUAUCACUAUUAAAUAGUGGAUUUUGGGUAGCUGUUAUUCCAGGUGGAGGAGAAGAAGCUAUGGUUGGUCAUGAAAAUGCAUAUGAAGUACGUUGGCCAGAGAAGCGUAAAGGUUUUGUUCAUGUAGCUACCGAAGCUCAAGCACCAAUUGUACCAACGUUCUUAGCGAAUCAAGAAGAAAUGCGUUGGAAUCCAAUACUAUUCUUCUGGAAUCUUUUAGGUCUUGGUCGUUUAUAUUCUUCUAUACUUAAAUUAAAUAUACCAAUUUUUACACCAAUACUAAAUACAAUUGGUGAAAUUGUAUGGUUUACAAUGACAUGGAUUCAAAUUCCUAUACCAGCAAAAUUAACUUUAUAUAUUGGUGAUCCAAUUCCAUAUGAUAUAUCAAAAGAUUCAAUUGAGGACAUUGUUGAACGAUCUCGCAAUAGUUUACAAGCUUUAAUUAACCGACAUCAACCACAAGGAAAAUGUUAUUCCAAUGCUAUUAAACAACGAAUUGCAUCAUUGAAAAAAUAUUGGAUUUCAAAAAUUUCGAAAUAA